CUGGGAUUAUAGGCCUGCCCCACCACACCUGGCUCAUGUGUGUUGUUUUAAUGUUGAUUCCUUCUGUCCCUUCCAGUUUUCUCUUGAGGAGUUGCGGCUUACAUGCCUGGACUUGGGCUUUUGUGAUGAGCAUGGGGUGUGCUCCCUGGCCCAUCUGGCUGGUGUCAGUGAAGCCAUCUGUAUCCACCUAAUCACUCUGUCACACAGACAUCAUCUCCACACACUUCAGAAAGGAUGCUGGCUUUCCCAAACAGAAACGGGUGACAAGACCACUCCAUCUAUGAAAAGCCCCAGGCAUAUGUGCCCAUCUGAGCCAAGGCAGGUGGCACUAGAGGAGCUCUGUGGCAGAGUCACUGACUGCAGCCCUUACCCCAAUUCUCAGAGUUAUGUUUGGCAUUUAGUGUCUCUUUCCUCAGGACACUGGCAUCGGGAUGACACAGGACGAGCUGGUAUCCAACCUAGGCACGAUUGCCAGGUCAGGCUCAAAGGCCUUCCUGGAAGCACUACAGGACCAGGCGGAGGCCAGCAGCAAGAUCAUUGGCCAGUUUGGAGUGGGUUUCUACUCAGCCUUCAUGGUGGCUGAUAGAGAGGAGGUCUAUUCCCGCUCUGCGGCUCCAGGAAGUCCAGGCUACCAUUGGCUUUCAGAUGGUGUCACUUGCAGACUGCUUCUGUUGUGGAGCAGUUCACGACUGACCAGGGCUCAAGUUUCUAAGGUAGAGGGCACCUACUGGAGGCCUGUGGAGUGGCUGGCAGCCCUGCAGAGGCAGAGGCAAAGCUCGCAGAGGUGGAUUUCCUAGCAGAGCGGAGUCAGCUAAAGAGGACAAGUGAGCUACAAGGUCAGUGGAAAUGUUCGACAAACCCACUGUAACGGGCUGGGGCUAUGCCUGGGCGUGUCCUCCUGGCUCUCAGGACCCUGACACCCGCUCUGAGGACCCCAGCCUCACACAUGGAGGGGACCCUGCUCAGAAGGCUGUUUGUAUUUGGGAGACACUUAGGUCCCUCCAGAACUGGGGAAAAUUUUCAUUAUAGCCCUUGCCAGAAACGUUGUUGGGCCCUCGCUGUCUGGCCAGGAAGAAGAGCUUUGUAGAUGGGUGCCCCACUGGGAACAAGCUCACAUCUGAACCUGUGGGCUUGGGCUACAGGGGUACUGACUUCUAACAUGCAUUUUGGAAAAUGUUUUUAGAUAAACGUCUUGCCAUUUGUGUAUCUCGCAAGAGCACUGUGCAAAAUAGACGUGUGUGGGAGUAACAGGCAGCCAGGCAGAGCCAUUGGGGAUGCUGUUCUUCUGGUCUCACGUGCCACCAAGCAAAUGCCAAUUAUUUCACCAGUGUGCUGGGCUCAGCAUGGCUGGCCAAGUGUGACCGUGCAGCUGUCAUGAGUCUCAGCAGUCUAGAUGUAUGUUGUCCUGUGGAAUUUUCCACCUCCUUUUUAAUGAGGAAUAAAGUCACACAGGCUGGUGAGCCCAGGCAGAGUCAUAGGCCAAGGGCAGCGUGCUGAGCUGAGGGAGGCCUGUGACGUGCUCAGGGAUUAAUGUCACAGCAAAGACAUGGCCCUUUUCUUUUGUCCUCCAAGAUGCUCUGUCCUUGAGGCCUCCCAAGGUGUGCCCUCCUGUGGGGAGAGUUUUCCCUGGUGGGCCACAAUAGCCAUGGGCUCUUCAGCAUUUCCCAUCAGUUCCAGCUGAGGGCCUAGUGCCCAGGUUGUCACCUGGAUGCCUGCAGUGUCCUCUGAGGAGAGGCUUUUCCCUGCAGUGUUUAUGGAGGAAGGGAUAUCCUCACCCAGACAGGAGGGUAUCCCAGGGAGGACAGGGCAGGUGAAAGUGUAGCUCAGCAUACCCGUUUCCAUAGAGCACACUUGUUCCAGCGUGACAAACAUGACUUCUCCAGGGAGCUGGGAUUCUGGUUGAGAUACUGGCCAUAAAUAAGAGUGACAUGGACAUGAACAAGUACAUUAAAACAAAGUGACAAGGCUGUGUUAAAAAUCAACUGUGGGUCCACUGCCUGCUUCACAAGUGCAAGGAUCAGAGUUCGAUCCCUGGUACCAAAAAAAAAA
Messenger RNA from Fukomys damarensis (Damara mole-rat), 2049 nucleotides. RefSeq names its product heat shock protein 75 kDa, mitochondrial-like. The coding region runs from base 432 to 797 and encodes 121 amino acids. Gene Ontology annotation, cellular component: mitochondrial inner membrane. The record is from RefSeq and is a predicted model, not a curated record. Gene Ontology annotation, molecular function: ATP binding; protein kinase binding; ATP-dependent protein folding chaperone. Gene Ontology annotation, biological process: protein folding. NCBI's taxonomy places the organism in Eukaryota, Metazoa, Chordata, Mammalia, Rodentia, Bathyergidae. The transcript has 4 exons.